This is a messenger RNA of Pocillopora meandrina, 568 nucleotides long. Lineage: Eukaryota; Metazoa; Cnidaria; Anthozoa; Scleractinia; Pocilloporidae. The record is from the annotation of a GenBank genome assembly.
AUGGAUUUUUUCACUGGAAUCAUAGAAUCUGCAACACUGGUAAGUUUUCAACACUAUUAAUACUCUGACACUUAGAGACCUUUACUGUAUUUACGUUAUCCUAAUUUAGAUCUUUACUUUGAUUCAAAAGGUAUAUCGCAAGAAGUUUAUCAGGCAGCUGUUUGACAUGGAAAAGAAAUUGACUGGCAGUGUGCAUCCGGACUCCUACACCGAUCCUUCCAGCUACCUGGAAUCAGGAGCUCUAGAGCUUACCUUCAUUGACCCUGAAGAAUCCCACCCUGAUGCGAAGAUUACACAAACUGAGAACCCCAAAGAAUCCCAGCCUGAUGUGGAGAACCAGUACAGUAAUGAUCACGAAGAAUCCUCCCUUCAUGACCCCACUCCAGCUGAGACGUUGUCUUCCUUUGCCGUGACCUACGAGAUCGUGGAGAACAGUUCCAAAAGAGGCCGGCCAAAGAUGAUAGACAGCCAGGGGUACCGCUACACCCUACAGAGAAGGCGAGGCUUAGUCACUGACUGGCAGUGUUCCAUCUGCCCCAAGGUCAACCCAUGUAGGGCCCCUGUUAGA